Messenger RNA from Propithecus coquereli (Coquerel's sifaka), 2602 nucleotides. RefSeq names its product phosphoenolpyruvate carboxykinase 1 (soluble) (gene PCK1). Gene Ontology annotation, cellular component: cytosol; mitochondrion. The transcript is spliced from 10 exons. Gene Ontology annotation, molecular function: manganese ion binding; GTP binding; phosphoenolpyruvate carboxykinase (GTP) activity. The record is from RefSeq and is a predicted model, not a curated record. NCBI's taxonomy places the organism in Eukaryota, Metazoa, Chordata, Mammalia, Primates, Indriidae. The coding region runs from base 138 to 2006 and encodes 622 amino acids. Gene Ontology annotation, biological process: cellular response to dexamethasone stimulus; hepatocyte differentiation; gluconeogenesis.
GCACGGCCUUCCCACUGGGAGCUCGCACUCACCAGCGGGAAGAACCCGGAAAGGAACCCUUGGAUCUCUGACAGAGAUCUUCCAAAGGGAAUAGAGGGAACCUUGGCGUGCGUGCCCCUUAGCGCUGCUCUGUGGAAAUGCCUCCUCAGCUGCAAAACGGCCUGAACUUCUCAGCCAAAGUUGUCCAGGGCGACCUCGACAGCCUGCCCCGGGCAGUGAGGGAGUUCGUGGAGAGCAGUGCCAAGGUGUGUCAGCCUGAGUACCUCCACAUCUGCGAUGGCUCCGAGGAGGAGAACAGGCGUCUCCUGGAGCACAUGGAGGAGCAGGGUGUCAUCAGGAGGCUGAGGAAGCACGACAACUGCUGGUUGGCACUCACUGACCCCAGGGAUGUGGCCAGGAUCGAAAGCAAGACGGUUAUCAUUACCCAAGAGCAAAGAGACACGGUGCCUAUCCCCAAAAGCGGCGUCAGCCAGCUGGGCCGCUGGAUGUCGGAGGAGGACUUCGAGAAAGCCUUCAACGCCCGAUUCCCGGAGUGCAUGAAAGGUCGCACCAUGUACGUCAUCCCCUACAGCAUGGGCCCCCUGGGCUCGCCACUGUCCAAAAUCGGCAUCCAGCUGACGGAUUCGCCCUACGUGGUGGCCAGCAUGCGCAUCAUGACGCGCAUGGGCACGUCCAUCCUGCAGGCGCUGGGCGACGGGGAGUUCGUCAAGUGCCUCCAUUCUGUGGGGUGCCCUUUGCCUUUAAAAAAGCCUCUGGUCAACAACUGGGCCUGUAACCCGGAGCUGACACUCGUCGCACACCUGCCGGACCACAGAGAGAUCAUCUCCUUUGGAAGCGGAUACGGCGGCAACUCGCUGCUCGGGAAGAAGUGCUUUGCCCUCAGGAUGGCCGGCCGGCUGGCCAAGGAGGAGGGGUGGCUGGCGGAGCACAUGCUGAUCCUGGGCAUAACCAACCCCGAGGGGGAGAAGAAGUACCUGGCGGCAGCGUUUCCCAGCGCCUGCGGGAAGACCAACCUGGCCAUGAUGACGCCCACCCUGCCCGGGUGGAAGGUCGAGUGUGUGGGGGACGACAUCGCCUGGAUGAAGUUUGACAACCAAGGUAACUUAAGGGCUAUCAACCCAGAAAACGGCUUUUUUGGUGUUGCUCCUGGAACCUCUGUGAAGACAAACCCCAAUGCCAUCAAGACCAUCCAGAAGAACACCAUCUUCACCAACGUGGCCGCGACCAGUGACGGGGGCUUUUACUGGGAGGGCAUCGACCAACCUCUGGCGCCAGGCGUCACGAUCACUUCCUGGAAGAACAAGGAGUGGAGCCCAGAGGACGGAGAACCUUGUGCCCACCCCAACUCGCGCUUCUGCACCCCGGCCAGCCAGUGCCCCAUCAUCGACCCCGCCUGGGAGUCUCCGGAGGGUGUGCCUAUCGAGGGCAUCAUCUUCGGAGGCCGCAGACCUGCUGGUGUCCCUCUAGUCUACGAAGCUCUCAGCUGGCAGCACGGGGUGUUUGUGGGGGCCGCCAUGAGAUCGGAGGCCACAGCCGCUGCGGAACACAAAGGCAAAAUCAUCAUGCAUGACCCCUUCGCCAUGCGGCCCUUCUUUGGCUACAACUUCGGCAAAUACCUGGCCCACUGGCUGAGCAUGGCGCAGCGCCCAGCGGCCAAGCUGCCAAGGAUCUUCCAUGUCAACUGGUUCCGGAAGGACAAGGAAGGCAGAUUCCUCUGGCCCGGCUAUGGAGAGAACUCCAGGGUGCUGGAGUGGAUGUUCAACCGCAUCAACGGGAAAGACAACGCCAAGCUCACGCCCAUAGGCUACGUCCCUGCGGAGGGCGCCCUGAACCUGAAAGGCCUGGGAGACAUCAACACGAAGGAGCUCUUCACCAUCUCCAAGGAGUUCUGGGAGAAGGAGGUGGAAGACGUCGAGAGUUACCUGGAGGACCAGGUCAAUGCCGACCUCCCCUAUGAGAUCGAGAGAGAGGUCCUCGCCCUGAAGCAACGGAUAAGCCAGAUGUAAUCAGAACCAGUGAGCUCAACCUUCAAAAUUGUCUCCUUUCCAAUCCGUAAAAAAGGUCGGGUUUUCCUGAAUCAACACUACCAGCGGCAUGAUCGUCACCACCCCAAUGAGCAGAUUCGAAAGGCACACUUUAAUGUUUUCAGAUAAAAACCACAGAGUACAGGCUAGUAGCUGAUGAGAUCGGGAAGGGAAAUCUUAGCACGUCUCCAAAAUUCAUAUCCGAUGCAUAUUUUGUUCAACUUUAACGUCACUCAGGCAUUUUGUCUUUUCAGUUUUUUUUCACUUUAGCUAUGUCAGUUAGCUAGAAUGCACAGAAAACAUACUUGAGCUGUAUAUAUGUGUGUGUGUGUGUGUGUGGUCUAUUUGUACAGGUGUAUCUGCGUGUACUGUUACCUGAAAUAUAUUUAAUACCUUUGGAAAAAUCUUGGGCAAGAUUACCUACUGGUUGUUGGUAGAAAGAAAUGUUGCUUUGUUAUUAAUAUGUGUGUUUAAAUUAUUUUUAUAUACCGUUUUUCCUUACCUUUACAUAAUUGCAAUUUUUCCACCUUACUACUUCUUGGGAAAAAAUUACAAAAUAAACUUUUAUAGAAAAGAUG